This is a messenger RNA of Carlito syrichta (Philippine tarsier), 954 nucleotides long. Its product is annotated as olfactory receptor 1P1-like. Gene Ontology annotation, biological process: G protein-coupled receptor signaling pathway. The record is from RefSeq and is a predicted model, not a curated record. Gene Ontology annotation, cellular component: membrane. Bases 1 to 954 code for a protein of 317 amino acids. Gene Ontology annotation, molecular function: olfactory receptor activity; G protein-coupled receptor activity. The transcript has a single exon. NCBI's taxonomy places the organism in Eukaryota, Metazoa, Chordata, Mammalia, Primates, Tarsiidae.
AUGGAAAAAGGAAAUCAGACCAGCAUCUUUGAGUUCCUCCUCUGGGGACUAUCAGACCAGACAGAGCAGCAGCACAUUCUCUUUCUGUUGUUCUUAUGGAUGUAUUUGGUCACUGUGGCUGGGAACCUGCUUAUUGUCCUGGCCAUUGUCACUGACACACAUCUCCACACCCCUAUGUACUUCUUCCUUGCCAGCCUCUCAUGUGCAGACAUCCUUUUCACCUCUACCACUGUGCCCAAGGCCCUGGUGAACAUCCAGACCCAGAGUAGGUCCAUCUCCUAUGCAGGAUGCCUUACUCAGCUCUACUUCUUUUUGACUUUUGGGGACAUAGACAUCUUUCUCCUGGCCACAAUGGCCUAUGAUCGCUACGUGGCUAUUUGCCACCCACUCCGCUAUAUGAUGAUCAUGAGUUUCCAGCGCUGCUCCCUCAUGGUGACUGCCUGCUGGAUCCUUACAAGCCUUGUUGCUAUGACACACACCUUCCUCAUAUUCCGGCUUUCCUUCUGCUCUAAGAAGAUCAUUCCAGACUUCUUCUGUGAUCUGGGACCCCUGAUGAAGGUGUCUUGCUCUGAUACCCAGGUCAAUGAGCUUGUGCUCCUCUUCUUAGGGGGAGCAGUCAUUUUAAUCCCUUUUAUGCUCAUCCUGGUCUCCUAUAUCUACAUUGUUUCAGCCAUCCUCAGGGUCCGCUCUGCCCAAGGAAGGUGCAAGUCCUUUUCUACCUGUGGUUCCCACCUUGCUGUUGUUGCCCUGUUCUUUGGGACAGUGAUCAGGGCUUAUCUGUGUCCCUCAUCCUCUUCCUCCAACUUAGUAGAGGAAGAUACAGCAGCUGCUGUCAUGUACACAGUGGUGACUCCCCUGCUGAACCCCUUCAUUUAUAGCUUGCGGAACAAGGACAUGAAGGGGGCACUGGUCAGACUGCUCAGAGGUAAAGUUUCAUUAUCAUGGGGCCAGUGA